Serendipita indica DSM 11827 is the source of this 825-nucleotide messenger RNA. Lineage: Eukaryota; Fungi; Basidiomycota; Agaricomycetes; Sebacinales; Serendipitaceae. The record is from the annotation of a GenBank genome assembly.
AUGCCAACUAUCAACGAUAUCUCUGUUCAUAUUGUAUGCGGAGACUCUCGACUCCAGGAAUACUCCGUCGAGCGGCACGAUCCCUCAAGUAAUCCGAUACAACGGUUCAGAUCAUGUUGGAUUGCUAGUGAGGCGAACAAGAGCUUCCGUGUAAACUGUGUGUGGAAAACUCGCACUACCUAUGCGUGGGCAAUAGUCUUGCGAUGUGAUGGAGUAAUCGUCAAUUCUGUGGUGAUGAAAAAGGAGACGACCGCAUACACGUUCGAUGGAGCAUUGGUUGCUGACGAAGUUCGAGCACUGUUAUUCACAGCAAUCACACUGACAGACGACCAAGAAGCUGCUCAGAGUCGACUCAACCCGCAUCUUGGAACUAUAUCAGUUGACUUUUGGCGCAUCAAGUCUGAAUGGACCUUGGCCGAUAAGAUAGUCAAGUUUGGUUCUGAAUUGAGCAAUGAAGACGUUCAUGAGGGAACGAAGACACUUGGGGGACAUCGCACUAAGCUUGGAGAAAUACUUAGGGAGAUUGCAAGAGAUCGAAAGGCCAUUCCAGAUUACAUGGAUAAACAGCCGUUUGCGCAAUUUCAUUUUCGCUAUCGUCCCAGAGAUAUUUUGCAGGCUACGGGGCAUAUCGAAGCCUCUCCAGUCCCAUCCCUGCUCGGAGUGAAGAGUAGCGCGCCAGAGGACAUCUCUGAGGAAGAGGACGGAGGUGCCGAAUCCGACGAAGAGGAGGAGAUUGCUGCGAGGAUUGCAGCGCUGAAUCAACGUAUCGAGACUCUGAAGCAACGCAAGCGCGUGAAGAUGGAAGAGCUGCCUCCUUUUGUAUAA